AUAUACCUUCUAUGCAAAAGAAAAUCUGCUAACAUAUUAUAAAUUAGGGGUUAAAAAUAAAAUAAUUACAUUUUUAGCAUCAAGAGGACUUGAACCUAUAUCUUCUCCACCAAACGCAACAUGGUCUUUCAAGAACUUAAAAGAAAGGAAAUUAGGAUAAGGAUCAAGGCUGAUAUUUCUCUCCUCAGCCACGUGUUUUGCUCAUCCUCGUCAUCUUCUUCUUCCCGACUCUUCCUCCCGAAAUCCCCACUCCAAGCCGCCGGCACCAGCUUUGAAAAAUUGGUGAGAAAGCUUGGAAUUUCUCCUUCUUUCUUGUCCAAGAACCUGACUUGGAACCCAGAAAUCUUUCCCCUUUGUUGGAAAUUCCAGAUCUGCUUUGCUCUGCUCUGUUCGGUUGCUGCUCUUGCCGGUUGUGGGUGCAAAAUUCUGGGCUGUUUCGAUUUUUGGGUAAACCCGUGAGCUUUCCCUGCAGCUUGCCGCCGGCCUCUUCCCCCCUGCAGCUCCGGUUCUUGCUGGAAAAUUCUGGAAAUGAAACCGAGGACGGGUAAACCACGGGAAGUGACGAGUUAGAAGGCUAGCCAUAUUGUAAUUUGAUAUGAAUUUUAGAAACAAAUCAUGAUCUUGUAUUUGGAGAUUUUAUUGGAGAUUUAUGAUAUCAGAGAGUUUAUAAAAUUGAUCUUUAGAU
Rubroshorea leprosula is the source of this 685-nucleotide messenger RNA. NCBI's taxonomy places the organism in Eukaryota, Viridiplantae, Streptophyta, Magnoliopsida, Malvales, Dipterocarpaceae. The record is from the annotation of a GenBank genome assembly.